Molecule: messenger RNA, 927 nt
Organism: Vittaforma corneae ATCC 50505
Lineage: Eukaryota; Fungi; Microsporidia; Nosematidae
Exons: 1
Source: RefSeq, a predicted model, not a curated record
UUGAACGAGGAACGUCCUAAUUUAAAGAAGAUACUUGAACAGCAGGUUUUAUUAGAAGAGGAAAGAGAAACGUUAAAGAGAGAAGAGACAUUAAGGCAGAUUUAUAGUGUUUUAAACGAAUGCUAUUGGAAGAUUAAUGGAUGGUUUGUUGAAGAGUACGGAUUUCAGCUGUCAUUUAACAUAUUUCGCAAAUACGUUGAUACAAACUUUAAAAUUGACAGUAUCAACGAUGGCAAUGACAACAAGACUAUUGAUAUUGAUGAUGUAUAUGAAUUCUUUGGACACUCAUUUAACAAGUUUGCUAUAAGAGAUGGCAAGAGGAGUAUGCACAAAGUGUCAAAAAAUGAAGAUUGCCCAUAUAAGAUAUCAGAAAUUGAGAGGUAUUCGUUUGAUUAUACUUUUAUUACUGGUUUUAAUGAUAUUCUCUUUGAAAUUAAGUCUUUACUUACCUUUGAUGUUGAAAUAUCUGCUGGCUCCUCUGAAAAUAACAGGACAAUACUUGGACUGUUACAGGAACACUCAUCUAAGACUGUGCUUGUCAAGAAUAUUCAUUUUCUGCCCCCUGUUGUUAAGACUGGUACCAAUAGAUGUUUUUAUAUCAUUGAGCCAGGAGAGAGCCACAGCCUGAUGGCUGAGAGUAGAGUUGUCUAUGUUGACAGAAAUAGAAAUUAUGAGUUUGUAUAUAGCAGUUUGACGAACUUAUUUGACGGUAAUAGUGCUAUUUCCAACUACUUGAUUAAGUUCCACUCCAUCGGUAUUGCUUUAGGUUUAGACUUAAGCUUAAAAGAUUUAGAGAUUUGCAUAAAGAAUAGUAAUGGAGCAUUUAGUAAGGAAUUUCUGAUUGAAAUGGUAUAUUACAGCAAAAUGACAGAAAAGGAGAGGAGGUUAAUCGAAAAGGAGAUGAAAUCUAAAGGAUUUAUUCAAUAA